Rhineura floridana is the source of this 2119-nucleotide messenger RNA. It is a transcript of the gene TMEM39B, whose product is annotated as transmembrane protein 39B. The transcript has 9 exons. The record is from RefSeq and is a predicted model, not a curated record. Gene Ontology annotation, cellular component: membrane. NCBI's taxonomy places the organism in Eukaryota, Metazoa, Chordata, Lepidosauria, Squamata, Rhineuridae. The coding region runs from base 360 to 1838 and encodes 492 amino acids.
UCCCGCUCUCACACAGCUGCCCUUCGCCGGAACCCAACGCCCCCUCCGGCGCGGGGACAACCGCUUCGUCCUUCAGCACGCAGCGGGCCGCCAAAGAAGGCCCGGCCCGUCAUCUUCCCGCCCAGCGAACCACGUGACUGGCUUCGCUGCAAGCGGGUUUUCCUUGUUUUUGACUUCAGCCGGCCACCGUCGCCUUCCCUAGCCGAGACCGCGAGGCCCCGCCUGCCAUUUUGUCGUCGCGGCUUCUGGACCUGCCGCUGCCUCCCGGGUCCGACGGAGCUCCGCCUGCCGGAGAUGGUGCUUCGACCCAAAGUAAUCAGUUGAGGAGCAAGCCCAGCCCUCUUUGACAGUCGGUGGUUAUGGCAGGGGGAAGAAGGGGACCCAAUCGGACGUCCUACUGCCGCAAUCCUCUCUGCGAAACGGGAGCUGCUGGGGGCCCUGGCCAUUCCACGAGUUCUUCCGUCACCAACGUGCGCUCCCGUACCAGGAGUGGUUCAGGGACAGGUCUUUCCAGCCCUCCUCUGGCAACUCAGACCGUGGUUCCUCUCCAGCACUGCAAGAUCCCAGAGCUGCCCUUGGAGAGGAGUAUCUUGUUUGAACUCCAGCUCCUCUUCUGCCACCUUAUCGCUCUCUUUGUCCACUACAUCAACAUCUACAAGACGGUGUGGUGGUACCCGCCGUCUCACCCUCCCUCCCAUACCUCAUUGAAUUUUCAUCUCAUCGACUUCAAUGUCCUGGCAGUGACAACCAUUGUUCUGGCAAGGAGGCUGAUUGGUGCUAUCAUGAAGGAGGUGAAGGAGGCUUCUCACACUGGCAGAGUCUCCUUGCCGCGCUCCAUCUUCCUGGUGGUCGCUCGUUAUGCUGUCCUCCUUGGGACAUGGUGGAGUCUGUGGCGAUCCAUCAUCCACCUCUUCAGGACAUAUUCACUACUCAACCUUUUGUUUUUGUGCUAUCCGUUUGGCAUGUACAUCCCCUUCCUGCAGCUGAACUGUGACUUUCGCAAGACUGGCCUUUUCUCCCAAGUGGCCAACAUUGGCCCCCGCGACACGGGCAACGUCGGCUCGAGGGGCAAGGACUACCUGUCGGCUCUCAAGGAGACCUGGAAGCAGCACACCCAGCAGCUGUAUGACAUGGAGGCCAUGCCCACCCACGCCUGCUGCCUCUCCCCAGAUCUGAUUCGCAACGAGGUGGAGUACUUGAAGAUGAACUUCAACUGGCGCAUGAAGGAGGUGCUGGUGAGCUCCAUGCUCAGCGCCUACUAUGUGGCGUUUGUGCCAGUCUGGUUUCUGAAGAACACCCAGUAUUAUGACAAGCAAUGGUCUUGUGAGCUGUUCCUCUUGGUCUCCAUCAGCACCUCUGUCAUCCUCAUGCAGCAUCUUCUUCCGGCCCGCUACUGUGACCUCCUUCACAAGGCUGCGGCACAUCUGGGCCGUUGGCAGAAGGUUGACCCAGCACUUUGCUCUAACAUGCUGCAGCAUCAGUGGACGGAGGAAUGCAUGUGGCCCCAAGGGGUGCUGGUGAAACAUAGCAAAAACGUCUACAAAGCCGUGGGCCACUACAAUGUGGCGGUGCCUUCGGACGUCUCCCACUUCCGCUUUCACUUCUUUUUCAGCAAGCCCCUGCGGAUCUUGAACAUCUUGAUUCUCCUCGAAGGGGCUGUCAUCUUCUACCAGCUCUACUCACUUAUCAUGUCGGAGAAGUGGCACCAGACCAUCUCGCUGGCCCUGAUCCUCUUCAGCAACUACUACGCCUUCUUCAAGCUUCUGCGGGACCGGCUGGUGCUGGGGAAAGCUUACUCGUAUUCUGCCACCAGAGAAACGGAUCAGAAGCUCAGCUGAAGGCGUCGCACCUGCAAGCGUAGAAGGAAAGAGAGAGAACCAACCCACAGCUUUGUUGGGGGCAGCCUGAGACGUUUCUGCCGCUCCAGGCGCCUUGCCCCACACUGCCUGAGAAGGGGCCCCAUGGGGUCACGGAGGGUGCGGGAGGGCAGGAUGCUUGGAUGAGGGGCAGUCAGGCCGGCCCUGAGCUCUGUAUGUUCUUUUUUUAAUUACUGCUUUCGGUUUGUUUUGUUCUUUGAUAACUGAUAUGAUGAGGUAAAUAUCUUAUUUUUAUACUCCCA